Manis pentadactyla (Chinese pangolin) is the source of this 3070-nucleotide messenger RNA. It is a transcript of the gene CD6, whose product is annotated as CD6 molecule. The record is from RefSeq and is a predicted model, not a curated record. The coding region runs from base 103 to 2127 and encodes 674 amino acids. Gene Ontology annotation, cellular component: membrane. The transcript is spliced from 13 exons. NCBI's taxonomy places the organism in Eukaryota, Metazoa, Chordata, Mammalia, Pholidota, Manidae.
UACAAACGGGAGUUGCUGAGUGCAAGAAAGGGGCACGGGAUGGCCGCGCCCACCUCCCAGCCCUAGGAUGGUGUGUCCCGCUGGAGGGCUUGCGUAGCAGAGAUGGUACCAGACAUGCGGCUCUUCUUCGUGAUCGCUGGAGUGCUGGUGGCAGCCGUCUCAGGUCACCCGUCUCCAGCCCCUCCUGGCCAGCCCAACACCAGCAGCAGCGCAGGGAGCCAGCUCCUGGAGCCAGGGGAGCAGCUCGGGGUCCGCCUGGUGAACGGAAGCAGCCUCUGCAGCGGGACGGUGGAGGUCCGGCUCGGGCAGUCCUGGGAGCCCGCGUGCGGGGCGCUCUGGGAUGGCCGCGCAGCCGAAGCCGUGUGCCUUGCGCUGGGCUGCGGCGGGGCGGCGCCGGCCGGCCAUCGUGCUCCGCCGACCCCGGAGCUGCAACCCGGCCCAGGCGCGGGGAACGCCAGCGGAGCCGCGAACGCCACACAGGCCCUGGCUCCCGCCGUCCGGUGCACCGGCGCCGAGUGGCGGCUCUGCGAGGUGGUGGAGCACGCGUGCAGCAGCAGCUGGAGGCCGGCCGAGCUCACCUGCGCAGAGAACCAGGCCCUGCGGCUGGUGGACGGUGGCAGCCCAUGCGCCGGCCGCGUGGAGAUGCUGGAGCACGGCCAGUGGGGUUCGGUGUGUGACGACACGUGGGACCUGGAGGAUGCCCACGUGGUGUGCCGGCAACUGAGCUGCGGCUGGGCCAUCCAGGCCCUGCCAGGAUUGCACUUCGCUCCGGGCCAAGGACCCAUCCACCGGGACCAGGUGAACUGCUCCGGCGCCGAGGCCUACCUGUGGGACUGCCCGGGGCUGCCGAGUGACCGCUUCUGUGGCCACAAGGAGGACGCCGGCGUGGUGUGCUCAGAGCACCAGUCCUGGCGCCUGACCGGUGGCGCCGACCACUGCGAGGGGCAAGUGGAGGUGCACUUCCGUGGGGUCUGGAAUACUGUGUGCGACAGUGAGUGGUACAACUCGGAGGCCUCGGUGCUCUGCCGGACCUUGGGCUGUGGGACCAUGGCCGCAAUACCCAAGGGGCUGCCUCACUCCCUGUUGGGCAGGAUGUACUACUCAUGCAUGGGAGGGGAGCCCACCCUCUCCAACUGCUCCUGGCGGUUCAACAACUCCAACCUCUGCAGCCAGUCGCUGGCAGCCAGGGUCCUCUGCUCAGGCUCCCGGAGUUUGCUCAAUCUGUCUGCUUCUGACAUCCCUGCAAGUGUUCAGCUGGUCACUGUAGAAUCUUCUAUGCCAGUGAAAACAGGAGACUGGAAAUCCCGGGAGCUCAUGCUCCUCAUCCUCUGCAUCACUCUGGGAGUUCUCCUCCUCAGCUCACUCAUCUCCAUGUCCGUCAUCCUCUUGAGAGCUAAAGGAAAAUACGCCAUCCCCGUUACCGUGAACCACCAGCACCCACCCACGACCACCCCAGCAGGGAUCAAUAGCUAUCAAGAUGUCCCCAUCACCAUCCCCAAAGAAGAAGUUCCCAAGCUGCCCAUCCAGUUCCAGGCCCUACCCCCCCAGGACUCGGAAACCAGCUCGGACUCAGACUAUGAGCACUAUGAUUUCAGCACCCAGCCUCCUGUGGCCCUGACCACCUUCUACAAUUCCCAGCGGCACCGCGUCACGGAGGAGGAGGUCCAGCAGAACAGGUUCCACAUGCCCCCCUUAGAGGAAGGACUUGAAGAGCUGCAUGCCGCCCAGGUCGCAGCGGUCAGCCCUGAGCACCGCCCUGCAGAUGCUCCCUCCCUGGGCCCUCAGCACCACCCCAGGAGCAGCAGCGGGUCCAGCACAUCCUCUGGGGAGGAAUACUGCAACAGCCCCAGCAGCGGGCUUCCUCCGUGGGUCCCUCCGGCGUUCGCUCCAGAGAAGAGCUGCCUCCUGGGGCAGCCCCCAGACCUGGAGCUGGCUGGCUCCCACACAACUUUUUCAGCAGGGCCCUCAGCUGACGACAGCUCAGGCACCUCGUCCGAGGAGUGGUACCAGAACUUCCAGCCACCACCCCAGCCCCUCUCCGAGGAGCAGUUUGGAUGUCCAGGGUCCUCCGAGCCCCCGGCUGACCCCUCUGACAGCGAAGACUACGAUGACAUCGGAGCAGCCUAGGCCCUGUGGGGCUUCAGUGGCCUGUCCACUGCACUCCUGCUCUGCCUACCCCCUUCCACCCUAUCCUUCCAGAUCACCCCGCCCCUCAGGGGCUGAGAGGCCUCCCCUGGACAAUGAGAGGCAACUCCACACCCUGUAUCCACAGUCCACCAAACAGGACCUGCUGGUGUAGCCCUCCCCCGCCCCAGACAGCAGCCCUGAGGAGGAGGCGCUGCCUCCAGGAGGAAGUGAGCUCUCUGCCUCAGGGAUGAGCAAGCAGUCUAGCCUCCUCUCAGCAGGCUGCAGGGAGGGCUGGAAGUGCAAGGCUCCUGAAUCCCUUGCUGACCCUCGAGUGUCUGGCCUGACCUUCAGGCAACUCAGCGCCCAGAGAUACUGAGAGGGCAGAACCUAGCCCUGUCCCACUGCUGCCUGGGGUAGUCCCACGCACAGGGGCUAUUGGGCAGCUGUCACUCUGACAGGUGGAUCCUGGGGCUGAGGGUAACAGGCUGGCUGCCCCAGGCUUUGCUCUGGUUGGUAACUACACCCUGGAAGGGAGUCCAGCCUUCCUGGGCACAGCAAGCAAGACUCCCACCCCUGCCACCACAGGGCACAGCUCUAUUCUGCAGUGACCAUCCCUGCACAGUGGAUCCUCACUGGGAGCUUCCUGUAGUUUACAAAGAUGGUCCCAGCCCAGCCCCUGCUCAGACCCAGAGCCAGAUCCCAGUACCUGUGGGGGCAGAAGCAGAGAUGUCUACCAGGAGGUUCCUGGAGGCGUCACUAAGCCCCAAGUUCCCCUCUGUCCGCUGGGAUGGCUGGGCACCUCCCCAGUGAGCGUGAGUGUGCAGUGUUGCACUGAGAGCCAUAAACAUGUCUAGGCAGCCUCCACAGAGAGGCCGGAGGGCUCAGGGCCAGCCUCUCUGCCCCAUCUGAGUAUCCUGAGAUUAAACUAAUUGCUGAAAUGAAA